This is a messenger RNA of Tachyglossus aculeatus (Australian echidna), 2466 nucleotides long. It is a transcript of the gene ACOT12, whose product is annotated as acyl-CoA thioesterase 12. Gene Ontology annotation, molecular function: lipid binding; acetyl-CoA hydrolase activity. Lineage: Eukaryota; Metazoa; Chordata; Mammalia; Monotremata; Tachyglossidae. The transcript has 15 exons. The record is from RefSeq and is a predicted model, not a curated record. Bases 1 to 1716 code for a protein of 571 amino acids. Gene Ontology annotation, cellular component: extracellular exosome.
AUGCAGGGGCAGGGGCAGAUGAUGCAGGGGCAGAUGAUGCAGGGGCAGAUGCAGAUGCAGCAGGGUGCACGGGUGCAGACGUGCCACACCAUCGACCAGGCCCACGCCAACCACCGCGGGGAGCUGAGCGCCGGCCAGCUGCUCAAGUGGAUCGACACCACCGCCUGCCUGGCCGCUGAAAAGCAUGCUGGGGUUUCCUGCGUCACAGCAUCAGUGGAUGACAUACAGUUUGAGGAGACCGCUAGAAUUGGACAGAUCAUAAAUAUCCAAGCGAAGGUUAACAGAGCCUUCAACACAAGUAUGGAGGUCGGCAUUAAAGUUACCGUACAGGAUACUUUCACAGGAACUGAGAAACUUGUUAGUGUGGCUUUUUCUACAUUUGUAGCUAAGCCCGUUGGAGGAGAAAAGGUUAUUUUACAGCCAGUAAAACUUCACACUGGACAAGAUUUUUUGGAGUAUGAUCUUGCGAGUGAACGGAGGAAAGUCCGACUACAGCAUGAAGAUGCCUUCAACAACUUAAUGAAAGAGAAUAUCAAGCUGAAUGGUGCUGAGUGUGACCAAGGGGAGGCUGUGGUUUCAACCAGCCACACCAGUGUCCAGAGCAUUGAACUUGUCCUCCCGCCUCAUGGAAACCACAGUGGAAGCACAUUUGGUGGCCAGAUUAUGGCUUGGAUGGAGACAGUGGCCACCAUUUCAGCAAGACUUCUCUGUCGUUCCCAUCCCAUCCUGAAGUCAGUGGACAUGUUCAAGUUUCGUGGGCCAUCCACUGUCGGAGAUCGUCUGGUCUUCAAUGCCGUUGUUAACAACACAUUUCAGAACUGUGUGGAGGUUGGAGUCCGUGUGGAAGCCUAUAACUGUGAGGAAUGGACCAGGGGCCAAGGGCGGCACAUCAACAGUGCUUUUCUCAUUUAUCACGCGGUCAAUGAAGCGGGAAACUUCAUCACAUUCCCCAGAGUCAAGCCCAUUUCAGAGGAUGAAUUAAGGAGAUACCGUGGAGCUGUUGCUCGAAAGAGGAUACGACUAGGCAGGAAAUAUGUCACCUCUCAUAAAGAAGACAGUCCCCUCUGCGAUCACUGGAAUGCCAAUAACCAGGUGACCCUGAGCCUUUCCAACGUGGAAUCUUUGAAAGACCUGGCAGCCAAAAGUGGUUGGGAAAUAACCAGUGCUGUGGGAAAGGUAAAAAUCCAUACCCUUGAGGAGAGUGAUGUCUUGUCAAUCUGUGUAGAAAAGCAAGUGGAGAAACCAGCAAAUUUAGUUUUCUCCCUCUUGUCCGACUUCACCAAACGGCCCCAGUGGGACCCUCAUUUCUUGUCUUGUGAGAUCAUAAGUAGGGUGAGUGAAGAUGACACAAUAUAUUACAUCACAUGUCCUUCAUCACAUGGUGAUAAGCCUAAAGAUUUGGUGGUACUCGUGUCACUCAGAAAGCCUAGUGAAGACAGUGACAGUUACCUGGUAGCAGUGAGAUCAGUUAUCCUAGCUUCAGCCCCACCUUCUCACCAGUACAUCAGAAGUGAAAUACCAUGUGCAGGAUUCUUGGUAGAAGCUUUGGGCAAUAGCUCAUGCAAGGUAUCUUACUUUAACCAAGUCUCCUCUAGUAUCCUACCUUAUUUUGCUGGAAAUCUUGGCGGCUGGUCAAGAUCCAUCGAGGAAACUGCAGCUUCUUGCAUUCAGUUCUUAGAAGAAACAACUAUCGACGAAUUUGUUACCAGACUUUAAAUAUACAGUGUUAUGUGUUGGGUAAAAUGACACAAGAACUGUACGGUUCUCGUAAUUGUAUGUGAUCAGUUUCAACUUUCUAUUGUGAAAAAAAAAACGUAAAAUGAAGCCCUAUUUCGGCUGCCUAGCUGAUGAAUAGGAUGACACUUUGUUUUAUGUGAAUAGCAGGUAUCUUGCACGUCAAAAGCAUCAGAGAAGAUGUAUUACGUUCUUCCAGCUUGAAAUUAGGAGGACAUUAAAACAUAAUGGAAGACAAUCAAUUCCUGCAAUAGCAACUACUUACUAGUGUCAUUUGACGUGAAGCCAAGGUGGCUGACCAAUUUAAAAUCAAUCACUACGCAUACAUGUAAAGUACCUAUCGAAGGGGAUGUGUCAGAGUCAGAGAACAGGGCCUCAAUUCUCCUUUCAUCAUCAUUACUUUAACACUUCAUCCCUGCUUCGAUAUUUACUCUUCUACUCAAUAAAGCCAAGAAUUGGGCAGCCCCCCCAGAAUAAGGUUUGCUGGAUGAGCCUUCGUUGAAGGGAUCUCCUAGCAGUGAAAAAGCUCUUCCCCUGGAGUUCAGGGCCCUCAGACCAUACAUGCCAGUAGCCCUUUCUUCCCCAGUUAGGUUAACAGUAUAAUGGCUGACCUUCAAGUUUUGUCCUGUCAUAAUUUCUACUGCAGACGUACCCUUCUGUGGCUUACAAAUGGGCUCCAAAUAAUUCUCCCAGAUUCUCAUUUCCCAUAAUUUAAUAUGUGGAGUUAAAAUA